AUGCAUCACGGCUACGAUUACGAGAAAUUCGCCGAGAAACUGAGUCGCUCAGGUGGUGACAUCAAAGAGAGCGAAAAGAAGGAUUUCCUUAGAGACAGAAAGUUUCAUGGAGAAGCGGAUGAGGAUGAAAAGAGCUGCAGUCUGGCCGCACAGCUUAGCAAAGUUCGAAAAAGCGUCCUCAUAAUUUCUACUGAUCCGGCACAUAAUCUGUCAGAUGCAUUCAAUCAGAAGUUCGGGAAAACUCCGUCUGUCGUCAACGGCUUCAAAAAUUUAUACGCGAUGGAAAUUGAUCCGAACCUCGGAAUACCGCAACUGCCAGAUGACUGUUUAGACGAUCAAGGCAAGUAG
Messenger RNA from Soboliphyme baturini, 348 nucleotides. Lineage: Eukaryota; Metazoa; Nematoda; Enoplea; Dioctophymatida; Soboliphymatidae. The record is from the annotation of a GenBank genome assembly.